Molecule: messenger RNA, 7637 nt
Organism: Eriocheir sinensis (Chinese mitten crab)
Lineage: Eukaryota; Metazoa; Arthropoda; Malacostraca; Decapoda; Varunidae
Product: protein tramtrack, beta isoform-like
Exons: 5
Coding region: 154-1647 (497 amino acids)
Biological process (GO): regulation of transcription by RNA polymerase II
Cellular component (GO): nucleus
Molecular function (GO): protein binding
Source: RefSeq, a predicted model, not a curated record
CACCACCACCACAGCCGCCACAGACCCAGCAUAACCGACCUCCCAUCUCUCCCUCUCUCUCCUUCCCUCCGCAGUUGUUUCUCCACACUCCUCCAGUACACACCAGCCGCCCUUCCUUCUCCUCCACCUCUCCACUUCUUACUCUCCUCCUCCAUGAAGUACGUGAUGAACGAGGAGGAGUUCCUGCUGAAGUGGAACAACCACCAGACUAACUUUGUAGAUGUCUUCAACGAGCUGCUUCAGGAUGAGUCGUUUGUGGACGUGACACUGGUGUGUGGGGGGGAGGCUGUCCCAGGCCACAAGAUGGUGCUGGCCGCCUGCUCCCCCCUACUGCACCGCAUCCUCCGGGACAACCCCUGCCGGCACCCCCUGGUCAUUCUCGGGGAUGUGCCAGCCGUGGACAUGCGUGCCAUCAUGCAUUUCAUCUACCAGGGUGAAGUGAGUGUGUCCCAAUCCGAGCUGGCAAGUUUUCUGAAGACAGCUGACAACCUCCAGAUCAAGGGGCUUGCAGAGAACAGGGAGAGCAGUGGAAAGGAAGACAGAAAGAGAAAAGACAAGGACAUGGACAGACUAGAUGGUCGGCCAAAUAAUAAAAGGCAACGCACCACAGAAGGGCGAGUGGAUAACGUCAACCUCAAUGCUGCUGCCUCUGGAGUCGCUGUGCCCGCCACUUCCCCCGUCUCAUCUCGCUCACAUAAGUCACUCAGCGAUUCUCAUUCUUCUAGUCACAAGGGUCGGGGGGUUGGGAACAGAGUCUCUGGGGACGAGCAGCACCUUCAGCACAGCCUCAAGAGCAGCAACAUUGGCAGAGGUAGUGCAGCAAACACCACCACCACCACCACCAACCAUCACCACAACCACCACCCUGCCUCCAAGCACCACCACACCCCUUCAUCCAAACACUCAAGUUCAAAGGCAUCACACGCCCAAGACAUUCCCUCAAAGGUCUCCUCCUCCUCCUCCUCCAAGCACCGGCAUGAGGAAGGGGUCAGCACCGGCCACCACCACCACCACAACUCCGAGAGCAGUGUUGGUGAUGACAGGGUGCCGGCCAAGGAGGAGACGGGGGAUGAACUUACUGUAAAGACAGAGCCCCUUGACUACCCUGGAGAAGUGGCCUGGAAUGAGGGUGCUGGAGGCCUGGGGCGGGAGGCACCAGGCGUGGAGGACCCCCAGGGCCUGCUGCCCAUUGGUGCCGCCAUAGUCGGGGGUCUGGAGGGCGUGGCUGCUGCUAUUGUGGCCUCACCCAACCUCCCCAUCAUUGAGUUUGAGGCGGAAAAUCUUUCAGGUGAAGACAGCCGUAACGAUGAUGGUAGUCGUGGGGACCUGUCCACUGCCUCGGAUGAUGUGAAUGCCAACAAUGCCACGGAGCUGGAGGAGGGAGAAGAGGAGAACGCCACCUCGGGAUCGCCGGGCAAGUUCCGAGGUGGGCGUAAGGCUUGCUGCUUCUGUGGCAAGACCUUCUGUGACAACUACACGCUGCGGCGCCACAUGGUGACCCAUUUGUCGAGGGAGCGCCAGUUUGAGUGCCCCAUGUGCAAUGCCGCGUACUCCCGCAAGGACCACCUCAUGGCCCACAUACGCAGGAAACACCCCAUAGCUGAUGAUGUUGACAAGAUAGACAUCAGCACCGGGCAGGCAGGGUAGGUGCACACUCCAGGGGAUUGGGAUUUUCUCAAGGGUGUGUGAGUGAUGGUCUUGGUUGUCCAAACUCAGUUUAUUCCUGAGCACACUCCCUUCACCAUUCCAAGCUGUUCAGGAGUUAUCACUGUAGUUGUUCACAGUGGUAUUUAGUCAUUAUUCUGUUGAGAUGCUCACAUAUGAAAUGUAUAUUUGGGAUUUGUUGAGCUUUUUAAUUGUGAUGAUUCCAACUUUUGUUGUAAAAUUAUUCUUUAGGGUCGUCAUGAUGCAGUCGGAUUUGUUAAGUUAUCAUUUCCCUUUCUUUCAUUUGGUGAGGUAACACAUCAAAACAUGUAAUAUAGAUAUUAAUGUACAUGAUGAAUUAAGGAAUGGUGUAUUAUGGCACCAUGUUGCCUGAGUGUUCAGUGUUGACAGUGCUGGACUUUUUUCAUCCUAAGGAUGACUCGUAGUGAUCAGCACAUAAGCUCCUACACAGGCUUAGUGUAGCUGCUGCUGUGUUUGUCUUGUGUGAGACUGAUGGCGUGUGGGGAAGGCAGGGAAGACAGGGUGAAUAGUUGUGCACACACACUCAUCUGGCCCUCCUCAUUAUAGGGACCCAGCUGAGAUUUUUUAGAUUCAAUUUUAAAUAAAGGAUACUUAUAUAUUCUACAUAGAGCUUUUAUGCAUAUUUGCUGAGGACAGUUUUCCUACACAGUUUGUUGGAUUUGUCCUCUGCUCAGUGAAUAGUCUGAUUCAUACUUAGGCAGGUCCACCUUGUGUCUUCCUCAUCCUGCCAUCAGACACACAAUGAAGCUAAAACUUACCUGACCAACUUGAGCCUAUUCUGACCUUUCGAGUCUGUAUUUAGUAUAUAAAACUGAGGGAGUAGCAAGGUGUUAGUUGUGGGCUUUAGCCUGCCAGGUUUGUGGCUGUUAGGUUAGUAGUCUAUAAUAUCUAGAACAUGCAGUCUGUGAGAAGUGAGGCAUCCUUGCCUUACAAGAUGUGUUGUUGGUAUGGUCUGUAGCUCACUCAGCAUGUGCUGUGAGUGGGCAGCAUUCUCCCAGUCAUGUCUUGGUGUGUGUCUCUGUGCCUUCUAACUUUGAACAAGCGCGAUCCAAUGUGCCAGUUUAUGCACAGCUUGGCUAUACCUGAGCUCCUUCAACACUGCUGACACAAUCCUCUUUGCCUUGCCAAGUUCACCUCUUAGGGUUGGAAUGCAGCAACAUAUUUAUAUUUUUACCUUAAAAAUUUCUGUGAAUCAAGGCCCCUUUUUGGUACCUUUUGGCUGUAGUGUUUUAUAAAGGUGUUUUACCAUUAGUGGUCAGUAUCUGUAAGAAAGAUUUGGCCAUGAUACUUGAUCAAGUUUGUUAUAAAGAUAAGGGAAAGGUAGCAUGCGAGCUUGUGUUAUGUGAUUGUAGGAAGUGAACCUUGAUUGUUCUGUUGAUGCCAUAGUACAUUGCUUAGGUUUAAGGCUGGCAUGAGUACCUUGUGAGGCUUGCACAGGUAACAGGCUAUUUGUUGUUUUGUGGCUACUGGCAGGAAUCAAGCCAAUCCCAAACAUGCCAAAUAUCAAAAGACUAGAAAAUGUGAUGAUUCUGCAGGUUGUCAAUACACUUCAUACGCUCCACCAUGUGUAUAGGUCUUCAGGAUGAGUUUGUGCAUAGGCUUCACUACACUGGACAAGCUCAUUGGUUACUUGAUUGGUGGAAAAAUGACUUGCCUCUGCACCUCACCACAGCAGUAGCACUAUCAUUAACAUUUGUAAGAAGUUCAUCACUGCUAUCAGAGGUCAUGUUUCCUAGUAUAACUUUCUGUAAUCCAUUAGAUUGAUGCAGAAGUUUUGUGCAUCGUCUCUCAUAGCCAUUUUUGGUUUUAAGCAGGUUAUACACAAUGAUUUGCAUCUUGAAUUGGCAUGAAACAAGUCUCACUUGGAUUCUUUAUCACACUUCAUAGGGACUUAUUAUGGGAUUCAUUCUUACUUUUAAUCACAUACAGAUCAGUUUUUUCCCUGUAUAUGAGGAUUCUCGUAUUAUUAUGUAUGACAGGCAGAGGUGGAUAGAAGACUCUUCCAACCUCCCAGCAGCCUUUGGAUCAAAUUUAAUUAGCAGCCAACAGUACAUUUCUUGGGAAGGGAGAUGGAAUAUAGUUACAAUGUUUAUAUUUACCUAUUCCAUGUAGUUAGUCAUUCAAGCUUCAAGUCUAAGGGCACUAUGCACCAUACAGCAGUUAUUGCGUCUACCUACUCAGAUCAGUGGUUGUUCUCACUCUAGAUUGAGCCUUGUCUUGGCCUUGAGAAAACUUUUGUGGUUGUGCAUCAAACAUAUUCUCAUAUUUAAAAAGAAAGGAAAGAUUAUCUCUUGGAAUAAGCCACACAUUCACAUACCUUGCUGUCCAGACCUUAGUAUUAAAUGAUAUCUCAGAGUCCCUUAAGUUGGAGUGAACUUCAAAACAAAAAGAGGACACAAUUUUUUACUUGCUCUGCUAAUCAUUCAAAUUUCAAAUGAAACUUUAGGAGCAGUAUUGCUUCUGCGUGAGCUAGUACCCAUUCAGAUUUCAAGACCACACCCAGAAAUAGCUUAGUUGAUGGACACAGGAAUUAUCAAUUGUAGUUAUUCGCUGUGUUAUUUAUUACUCCUUUUCCUUUUGUUUAAUGUUGACCAACCCACCUCUUUUCUUUAAUCUUGUUGAAUUAUUUUGAUUGUUUAGUGGUCCUUCCUCCUAUAAAAUGUAGCUGUUGCUGCUGGUCUGCUGGUUUGGUGGUGUGGUGAUGGUGGUGGUGGUGGUUGGGGCAAAGCUGGGUGUGGAUCUUGGUGCUGUCUGGUCAUACUGUUCUCCUCAGCUCAAACCUAUUUUUCCUAGCUCAUUCAUACUUGUAAUAAGGUUAAAACUGUAGGUACAUGUACAGAGGUAGUGGAACAUUCAUCAAAAAGGAUCCAAAGAUUUUUUUGUUAUUUUUUUCUCCAACUUGGGAGUAACUUGUUUUUUUGUGUGUAACUUUUUAUGUUGGCAGUAUUGACAUGCCAAUUCUUUGUUUUAUCAGUAUUGAUAUUGCAGUAAUAUAAAAGCAAGGUUUGCAUAAAAGGAAAGGAAUGGACAAAAGUCUUCAUAGCUCAUUUCAGCCUUGGUUUAUUUAGUGCGUGGUGUCGGUUCAGAAUUUGUGUUCGGUAUUUAUAAUCGUGGUUUCACUACUGUAUCACUUACAAGUGGUGGUGCAGUAAGUAGAGUACUUCAUAUAGAUAUUUUAUAAUGUAUUACACACACACACAAACUCACUUCUCUAAUUAUAAAUGUAGUUCUCAUAUGUAGCAAGUAUUUUGUUAACAAAAAACAAAUUAAUUAUGGGAAUAGCAAAUGCAAUGAAGAGAAAUGAGAUGAAAGUGAAAGUGUGGAAGAUGUAUUAAUUGUACAGCAUGUCUUUGUUCUUCCUUUCUCUUUUAGAACUUACCUCUGCAGUUGACUGCCCAUAGAAGCUAGUUGCCUAAGUUGACAGUCCAGACCUUACCUGGAGAGCUCAAAUAUUACCAUGUUUAUUUAUUUUGAAGUGUGUUAAAAAGACAUUAUGCCAUAGGAAGACUGAGCCAACCAGUAUAUUACUAUAUCUAUAUAUAUAUAUACGUAUGUAUGUUAGGAUGUGAAUGGAAGAAGUUAUUAGAUUUCUACAUUCGCCUUGAGACUUCUGCUGAAAGACAUUGUGAUCAUAAUAAUGUACAGUUUAGAGUUUUUCUUCUCUUUCUCAUUAAUUUAUUGUAUGUUUAAAAACUUUAUACCGGCUGUGGAAGAUCAUUUACUUGUGCACUGAUUCUGGCUGCCCAGCAGAGGGAGAGUUAGGUUAGGCAGCAGGUGGUUGGACUGCUGAAGGUGGAGGGGAAGAAACAAGCCAACCUAUAUUUUGAUAAUUAUUUUACAUCACUACUCCUUGAUUUUUAGAUACCAGGACCUUUGAUCAGUCAAUUUAUCCCUAAAUCAUUAAGUGCUAAGUUUAUUGACUGUGGGGUUAAGUGGAGGAAGAUGGAUCUUUAGAGACAGGAGUUGAUAUUUUUGUAUCCCUACCCAUUGAUUUGUCAAUAGCACUACCCUUUAUUAUUUGAUUCUAAACAGAAACAAAUCUUUGUAUUUGUUAUUAAACUGAAGUAAAUACAGACUAAAGGUUUAACAAAAAUGUAAAAAAUGUAGAAUAUGCUCAUUUAAAUUAAAUCAUUCCAUAAAAGGAUGGUCAAGUUUAGACCAAGAGGUAUUUGUUAUUUCAAAUUAAUCAACUGGGAAUGUCAAGACUUGGGCCAUAUUGAAGUUUUAUAAUUAUAUGAGUUUAUGGACUUGUGUUUUGUAUGAGGAGAGAGAAGCAGGGCAGCCAGGGUGUGGUGGAGCACUGCUCGUCUGGACACAGCAAGUAUCUUACAGUACAAUUUAGUUCUGCCAUAUUGCAUGACGGAUAGGAGUGAUUAUAUAAGUUUAAUCCCCCAUACAUAAAUUAAACUUAACUCAAAAUGAAUUAACCCUUCCAUGCCUCCACUUUUUGUUACAUAAUGUGUGUGGGAGGUAAGGGCAAUGUGAUGGUGUCCUUUCGGAAAAAAAUAGAUUUUGUUUUGCUAAAAAAAAGAUUGGUAAUUCUCAGAAGGAUACCAACAAGAGAUUUCUUUUAUUAGUGUUAAUUCAUUAAUUAUGUUCCGAGAUAAACUUUAAUGAACUAAAACUUCAUUACUUGCUCUUCCGAAAGAGACUAGUGAGCUCAAUAUUCAUUACUUUGUUCUGAUAAAUGUAAUCAUAAGUGUUCAAGUAAUAAGUUUGCUUGUAUUUACAAAUCCUAAAAUGUAAAUCACGAAACUCAAACAAGAUGAGCCAAAUAGCUUUUUUUUUUAUUAUUAUUAUUAUUAUUAUUAUUAUUAUUAUUAUUAUUAUUAUUUUUUUUUUUAAUACAGCGUGUAUACCUAAUAUGAAUAAGCUCAUUAUUGGAGUUUGUUUUCACGAACGUUUAAAAUACUUGUGGAGGAGGGUGAGUGCGGGAUGUGUGUGUGUGUGUGUGUGUGUGUGUGUGUGUGUGUGUGUGUGUGAUGACCGCGUUGUGAUGACUCGCCCCGCCCUCGUCACCGUCAUCCUCCCGGCCGCCGCCCGCUGCGAGCGUCGGCGAGGCCUCGAGGUGAGCUUCCCUUCCCGCGUAUCCGUUCAUCCUCGUAGUGAUCCAGAUGACACCGUGUGACGUGACCCGCCGAGGGACCAAUGUUUUCUGUGCCUGCUGGUGACAAGGAUGACCAUUGUCGUUAGUCACUUCACUUCUCUGAGAUGAAACACCAUUGACAUGAUCUGUGCAUCUGGGGUCGUCUUUUGUCCGUCAGUAUUUCAUUUGUGUGAAUUUAAUUUUUUUAUUUGAGAUUUGUAGUGGGCGUAUUUCUCAUUGCCUUAAAGAACGUAGCGUUUCCUCGUAAUACGUAGUUUGUACACUCAAAGUGCUGUUGAUCUCAACGCUUUCGACAAUGGCGGAUUCGGUGCUGUCUACUUUCUCUUUUUGGUCUCCCUCGGUUUAUCUUAGCUCUUAUGCGUCUUCUGAAAUAUUUAUGAUAUGUAGCUACAGAUGUCGUGAUACAUCACCAUAUUUAUGAUUUGUACAGAAGUGACUUUGCUGCACCUUAUUCGAGGGGUGAUACAGAUAUAUAGAUGAAUAUAUAUAUUAUAUGAGGUGACUUCCCUUUCGGUGAGAAUCUGCCCUUUUUUUCUAUGAAACUAGCAUGACUGGCGAACACCCGUCGCGAGCAGUAGUGUUUGUCUACCACGCUGACCUUUUUGUUUGUUAUAAUUGAGAAGGAUUGUGAUAAAUUAGUGCCAGGGGAAAGGAAUGUAGCCGAGUGAGGGAACUCAUUGUUUGGUCGGAUUCGCACCGUGAAGGGAGUUAGUUCACUGUAUGAUAGUUGUAUUUUUCCUUGUUAUUUAAAAGUGAAUGAUCCGAGUACUCAAGUUCUUUUGUACUGACGAGACUCCGGACUGUAGUUUAAGCUUUCUAUGUAAUAAAACUUUCAACAACACAA